Mytilus californianus (California mussel) is the source of this 2769-nucleotide messenger RNA. RefSeq names its product deoxynucleoside triphosphate triphosphohydrolase SAMHD1-like. The transcript has 15 exons. Bases 1 to 1584 code for a protein of 527 amino acids. Gene Ontology annotation, cellular component: nucleus. The record is from RefSeq and is a predicted model, not a curated record. Gene Ontology annotation, biological process: defense response to virus; dGTP catabolic process; regulation of innate immune response. NCBI's taxonomy places the organism in Eukaryota, Metazoa, Mollusca, Bivalvia, Mytilida, Mytilidae. Gene Ontology annotation, molecular function: dGTPase activity.
AUGGGCGACAUUCCAAAAGCAGUCAUGGAAGUAGAAAAAAGAAAGAAAAAAGUGAAAAAAGAUAAUCGAAUUCCAAAAGGAGAGGAGGUAGGAUACAGACAAGAAGUCAGAGUAAUACAGUCUAUGGAAGAUGAACCUUUACCAAGUAUAUUUAACGAUCCAAUUCAUGGUCAUAUAGAAGUACAUCCACUGUGUGUUAAAAUCAUAGAUACACCACAGUUUCAAAGACUAAGAGAUUUAAAACAGAUAGGAGCGUGCUAUUUUGUUUAUCCUGGAGCUUCAAACAACAGAUUUGAACAUUGUAUUGGAGUAUGUCAUUUAGCUGGACAGCUAGCGCGGAUAUUACAGAAGCGACAACCAGAUUUAGAUAUAUCAGAUAAAGAUAUACUGUGUGUAGAAAUAGCUGGUCUUUGUCAUGACAUCGGCCAUGGACCAUUUUCUCAUUUGUUUGAUGCUAAAUUCAUACCAGAAGCAAUACCAGGAUUUAAAUGGAAGCAUGAGGAUGCUUCAAAAAUGAUGUUUGAUUUUCUAAUAAAAGACAAUAAACUAGAGGAGGAAUUCAAAAAGUAUGGUGUAGGCGAUAAGGACCAGACGUUCAUCCGGGAACAGAUUCUAGGACCCCAAAAGGAUACAAAUAGAGCAUAUCCAUAUGAGGGGAGAGAAGAAAACAAAAGAUUUUUGUAUGAGAUUGUUGCAAAUGAUAGGAAUGGAAUUGAUGUAGACAAAUGGGAUUACUUUGCUAGAGACUGUCAUGGAUUGGGAAUAAAAAACACCUUUGAUCACAAUAGAUUCAUGAAGUUUGCACGUGUGAUAAGGGUUAAUGACAGUUUUCAAAUCUGUUCAAGAGAUAAGGAAGCCGAAACCUUGUACGGAAUGUUUCAACUCAGGUCAGUUCUUCAUAGAAGGGCUUAUAAGCACAGAGUUUGCAAUGCUGUUGAAGCUAUGAUUGUGGAUGCAUUACUUUCUGCUGACAAGGUAGAAAUUGUUCCGAAGAAAGACAGGACUUGUCUUACAUUAUCACAAUGUAUUAGUGAUCCCGAAGGAUAUACCAAAUUGACCGAUAGUAUCUUUCAUGUCAUUCUCAUGUCUACCAAACCAGAACUUGAGAUGGCUAGAACUUUAUUAGAAAGAAUUUUGCAUCGACAGUUAUACAGAUGCGUUGGAGAUACAACUCCCAAGAGAACUCCGAGGGAGGAGGAUACUGAGGAUGGAAAAUUCGUCGUUGAAGACUUAAAAAAAGAAAUAAUUACAUACGUAAUUGAAAAUACCAAUGGACAGUUAGAGAAAGCGGACCUGUACAUUGACAUAGUAUUGCUAGACUACGGAAGCAAAACGAGAAACCCAAUCGACAACGUUCGAUUCUAUACAAAGAAUGACCCAAACAAUGCAGAUUUUUUAAAAAUGGAAAAUGUAUCUCUAAUGUUUCCUGAAGUUUUUGCUGAGCACAUCAUAAGAUUGUAUUAUAAAAAAACAGACACGAAGAGCAUGCAGAUAGCCAGUAAAGCAUUUGAGGAAUGGUGUGCAGAUGAACAGAAUGAUUAUAGUCUACACAGUAAAUUUCCUGACAAUACGACAGAAACAUAAAUGCCUACAUUCAUGAUAUCAACUUCUUUCCUUUACGUUUGUGUGUGUUUUGCUGUGCAUGUAAUGAUUUUGUGUCAUGUAUGGAUACCCCAUUUCCGUUGGUUUUUUUUUUCUAUUUUAUCUAGAUCAGCAUAAUUAUUAUCUAUUAUAGAUCAUCAAUUAACGUUUUAGGAUGAAGAAUAAAAAUAUCGUUGUAGUACCAAAUAAAUACUGUUUAGAAUCACAAUGCAAAUUCUAAGUGAGAAUUAAUAUGUUUAACAUAAUGAGAAUCUGCAUUAUAUUAACAACUGUUUAUUGCUUCUUUAUUUGAAUUUUCUUACUCAAAAUUUAAUGUCAACAAUAUCUAUUUUAAAUAAACAUAAAUGCAAAUCUCUUCCAAGAACUUGUUUUUAAACAGCUCCCAAUCAAACAGACCCAGUAGAUUAGAUUCUUCAGAACUUUCAGGUAAAAAAUUUUAAUGUUCAUUUAAAUUCUGAUUAUGUACUUUGACUAUGAUACGCUACGUGACAUGCAAAUGCAAAGUGAUGACAGUGCUCUCUGUCAAGUUCAAUUGAUUUUUUUAUUUAAUUUUUUUUAUAUAAAUCAGAUUUUUGGUCAUUUUUAAUUAAAAAGAUUGCCUGUAAACAUCAAUGAAUAAAAUCGUACUUAGACCAGAAGUGACAUUUUCAAGAUUAUUUAAUUUAGGUAAGAGUGGCUUGCUCAAAACGUGCAUAGAGAUUAUUUGGCAAAGAUUGAUCAUCAUUCUUAAAUUAAGAUACAAUGUACUACAUGAAACAAAAACCUUUAAUUUCCUCAUUCGUCACGAGUCUUAAUUAAGAAGCCCCUUACAAAAAUCUCUUAUCUUUCCUAGUUUUAUAAAUUGACAUAAUCAUAUAUAAUAGAUCGUAAUAAGACAGUAGAUCAGUAAAAACAAUAUUGCUGUUCCUUUGCUUUUUGUGUGUUUUUUUUUUUUUUUUUUGCUGUGCAUGUACUGAUUUUGUGUCAUGGAUUGAUAUCCCAUAUCGUUUGUUUUUCUAUUAUUAAAAAAAAAACAGCAACAGUUUUUAUAAUUAUCGUGUAAUAUAAAUGGAAAUAUCACAGUACAUUGAGUGUUCUACGCAUUGCACAAGAUCCUGUUUUAUUGUACUGUUAACAUAGAUUUAUAAAGUUGUAUCAUCGAGAAUUCUAUGAACUGGUAUUGCUCAU